Paramecium sonneborni is the source of this 3555-nucleotide messenger RNA. NCBI's taxonomy places the organism in Eukaryota, Ciliophora, Oligohymenophorea, Peniculida, Parameciidae. The record is from the annotation of a GenBank genome assembly.
AUGUUAUCAUUAAUUUAGGGAGAUAUUUUUAAAUUUGAAGCAGAAGCAAUAGCAAUACCAUCUGGAUUGAAAUUAUAAAUUUCUCCAGGUUUAAGAGAAAAAGCUUAUGAUUUCUUUGGCUAUCCCAAUAUUUAAAAAUUAUGCGAUGAAUAUUAUUAAAGGCAAUAAUAGGGAUCAAUAUAAUAUGCCCAAGCCAUAGCACUACCUAUAAAUCAUAAUAAAUUCAAAUAUAUUAUUCAUUGUAUUAUACCAUAAUAUAAUCACAAAAAUGAAUAGCAGUCAUAUUUAUUGUUAGUCAAACUAUUCGAAAAUAUGUAUUAAAUCUAUUAAAAAUUAGUUUUAAUGAAAUUCACAUUAAAAAAAUUAAAUCAAUUUUAAUUCCAUUACUAGGUUGUGGUAUUGCUGAUUAUUCAAUAGAUGAAUCAUUAAGAGCCUUUAAAGAAGUAUUUCUAAAAAAGAGAGAAAAACUAAAUGAUGUAAAAUUUAAUUUAGUUUCCUUUGAAACUUAUGAGUAUGAUUUUGUUACUGAUUUUCUCUAAGAUCUUAUGAAAAGUGAAAUUAUUUCUUAACAAAAAAACAAUUCUCUAUUAAUGAAACCAAAUUAAUAGUAUCAAUAAAGCUCUAAUUCAAAAUUAGAAGAUAAAACAAAAAUGAAAUUUGAAUAAUUUGAUGAUAAUAAUAAUUUUAUAAACUCAAAUCUUAUGAAAAUUUCCUAAUCCUCAACAGUAAAGAGACUCUAAAUUACAGAAAAUUACUAAAAUAAAUAUAUUGACAAUUAGAACUAGAACUAGUUCAAGGGAAGUGAUGUUACUUAACUAAAUAAGACUUAUAAUGAAAGAAAAGAUAUAAAUUAAUAACAAUAACAGCAAUAAUAAUAAUAAUAAUAACAAUAAUAAUAAUAAUAACAGAAAUUAAAACAAGAAUAAUAAUAAUAAUAACAAUUAUAUUAAAAAUAAGAGUAAUAGAAUGAUUAAUAAUUUAAGUCAUCUUUAAAAUAGGAAUUUUAAGAUAUUAAUUCGAAUUCUCAUUAAAAAAUAAAUUAGAAUGAGAAUAUUUAUUAACCACUUCUUACACAAUCAUAAUCUCUAAAAAAGGUAGAUAGAAACUAUAUAUCGUUAUUUAUUGACACUGCUGGAGUUUCUUUUGAUGGAAUAAAAAAUUUGAUGAAUUUAAUUUAAUUCAUGCUUGCAGUUUGUCAAGAUCUCAAAGCACUUCAUUAAAAAUUAUUAAAAAACGAAUUAAAUCUAAAAUAAAUUAACAACGAGUAUGGAUACAAAUUAUAUUACAUUAUAACAACUAGACUUUUAGAUUUGUAAUAAUUUUGUCCACCAGAAAUGGAAGAGAACUAAUAUAUAUCAGAAACUCAUGAUUCAUAUUCGAUUGGAAUGCUAUUCAAAAGCGUUAGUCAAAAUAUCAUUAAAGCAAAUUAAGAAGAUUGUAAAUAAAUUUUAUUAUAACAAUAGAAUAAUAAAUGAAUCAAAUUUAAUAGCUAUUAGAAAAACUUAUAUCUUCAUCAACCUCAGAUAGGCUAUAAAUUGAUAAAAUAUUUGAUUAUUUAUUAUCUCUUUCACAAGAUGAAUUAUUAAUACAAAAUGAGUGGUAAAACUAAAAAGUAAUGAAUAAAUUUUAUUUAUAUGAUAACUUACAGAAUAUCCAAUAAAUGAAAAAAUAAAUGUAAUUGAAGGCGAAUAUCAUGAAUAAACAAAAAUUUAACAUAAAUGAUUAAGAAAAAGAUGAUUAAUUUGGAGAGCUAAUUCAAAAAUAACCUCGAUAAGAUUUAAGUUAAUCAAUAUCAAAUAAGAUGUAAUAGCAAGAAUUUUAAUAAAAUUUGAAACUUAAAUAAAGUGAAUAAAAUACAUUUAUUGUAUAAGUUGAUUGUGUAGUUAUUCCUGUUGAUAAAGAGUAAUUUAAAAAGAGUUUACCUCCAUACAUAAAUUUAGAUAAAUAAUUGGAUAAUGUACUUAAAGAUAUUGCAAAAUUAGCUUAGGCUGAUAAAGAAUAUUAUUUACAAUCAAUAAAAACAAAGAUUCCAAUAUUUGGAUCCAAUUUUGUUUUAUUAGUGUUUUGUCCAAAUGAAUCAAAUUCAGAUGGAAGAUAAAUUUAAUUAUCAAAUUGCUUUUAUGACAUGUAUUUUUUUAUUUAUUAAUAAAGACUGUUGUAUACUUUAAAAUGUUUGAAAAUUAAUAAAAUUUGUCUAUGUUUGUAGGACAUAUAUAAUAGUUUGAUAGUAAAUUAAAAUGAUUUAUAAAAUGAUGUUCCUUAAAAAGCAUUUUCUGAAGCUAUUAAAAAGUUUCCUGAUCAAAUUAGUUUUGAAGAUAUAUAAAUUAAUAAUAAAAUUUUAAGAGUUGUUAAGAAAGGUAUAUAAGUGAUCAAUCUAUAUAGAUCCUUUGAAAUUUAAUUUUGCUAAUUUAUCUGUUACUAUUUUUAAAUAAGAUAUCAAAAAAAUUAAAGAAGUUGAUGCAAUUGUAAAUGCGGUCAAUAAUGACCUUUCUAAAGGAGAUAAUAGUUUUGAAACUAUUUUUAGAGUUGCAGGUGAUAAUAAAGUAAAAAAUGAAAUUAAUAUGAUUUUUUAAAAGAUUGGAGAAAAAUCUAUUGAAACAUCAGAAGUAGUUAUCACUAAAGGUUACAAUUUAGAAUAGGAAAAUGGACCAAAGUAUAUAUUACAUGUAGUUGCUCCAGUAUUUAAUCCUAAAAAUCCUGAGAAAUCAAUAGAAUAGCUAUAGAAAUGCCUUUUCAAUAUGUAAUUAUUUAUUUUAACUCAUUAACUUAGAUUAUAAAAAUGUCAGGAAAAAAAUAUCUAAUCUAUUGCAAUACCACUUAUGUCUACAGGAAUUUAUGGUUUUCCUUUAUUUUUAUGUGCAUAAAUCUUUCAUUAAACAUUUCUUAAUUUUAAAUUUUAAACACCUAUGUCUAUACAAAUAGCAGAUGUUGUGGAUAAUAUAGAUGAAAUAUUUUAGAAUAUCUUUAAAUAAGAAAAAUUAAGAUAAAUUAUUCAUUCCAAAUUAGAAUUUGCUCCUCCAACUGAUUGUUUAAUUGGACCAAUUGACCUUGAUAAUAUUAAUUCUGGAGUUACUAAAAGAAUUAUUGAAUUAGCAGGAUCAUCUUUUAAAAAUGAAUUACAAUAUAAAAUUUAAAAUUCCUAAUAAAAGAAUGAUAUCAAUUAUUGUAAAAGCUUUUUAAUGCAAGGUUAUAAAAUGAAAUUUUAAAAUAUUUAUCAUAUUCUAUUGAUUUCUAAACCUCUAAAUUUGAUACAAAAUCAAUCAUGUCUUUUAUACUAAGUAUUUUUUUAAAUGUAUGUUUAUUUAUAUAAUUAGAUUGGUUGAAACAUUCCUAAAGAAAAGAUUUUCUUCAAUUACAAUAUUGUUUUAUAGUAUUCUUUAAUAAUGCUUGACAAAUGAAGAGGAUUUAAAAACAUAUGAUGGAACUAAAGCUAUCAAUAUAUUUUUAUAAGUAAUUCAGGAUUACUAGCUAAAAUAUAAUCAAGACUGUGGGAAAAUCUAAAUAUUAUCUAAUGUAGCUUAAUUUUGCAAUGAAUGUCAAUUCAUUUUUAAAUGA